AUGGCUGAAGAACAUGAUUCAUAUUCCAAUGGGAACAAAAGCAAAACUCCAAUCUACAUUUUAUUCAAGGAUUGCAGACAAGCAAUGGCAUAUAUUUUCGAUAAGCAACAAAGCUUUUACUCGCAUCCAUCGGCUAAUCUAACCUUAUUAUUCAAGCUAGACCAGUUUGUUUUUAAUUUUGACAAACUUGGCUUAGAAAUAGCGUCGAUUGCAUUGCCUGCAGCACUGGCUUUGACAGCCGAUCCAAUUGCUUCUCUAGUUGACACAGCAUUCAUUGGUCAAAUAGGUCCAGUGGAGCUUGCUGCUGUAGGAGUUUCUAUCGCUUUGUUCAAUCAAGCAUCAAGAAUUGCAAUAUUCCCUCUUGUUAGUGUCACAACCUCUUUUGUUGCUGAAGAAGAUGCUAUUGGAACAGCAAGUCCCGAGGAAAACCAGAAUGAUUACCUGGAAACAGGUCCAUCAAUCAAUGGUGAAACUAGACAGUUGAUCCCAGAAAGGGGUACUGAUCAGAAUGCAUACAAACCAGUUGGUGCAAGCUUUGAAAUAGUUACAACCAAUCAUCAAAAGAGGUACAUCCCGUCAGCGUCAUCAGCAAUGGUUAUUGGCAGCAUCCUUGGCCUCAUCCAAGCCAUAUUCCUCAUAUCAGCCGCAAAACCUCUAUUGAACUUUAUGGGGGAUUCCCCUAUGCUAAAACCUGCACAGCAGUACUUGAUCCUGAGGUCGUUUGGUGCUCCUGCAGUUCUUCUUUCACUGGCUAUGCAAGGGGUCUUCCGUGGGUUCAAGGAUACAAAACUCCUUUAUAUGCAACCGGGACCGACACCCAUGGCGGCAUUUCAGGUCUGCUUGCAGGUUUGGUUGGCAACUUCCCUUCUAGCUGAUGGACUGGCUGUUGCUGGACAGGCAAUACUUGCUAGUGCAUUUGCAAAAAAAGACUACGACAAGGCAUCAUCCACAGCGUCACGAGUGUUACAGUUGGGAUUGGUUUUGGGGUUGAUGCUUGCAGUCAUACUUGGAGUAGGGUUGCAGUAUGGGGCAAGGCUAUUUACAAAAGAUGUCGAUGUCCUACAUCUUAUCAGCAUAGGCAUUCCGUUUGUUGCAGCUACUCAACCCAUCAAUGCCUUGGCAUUUGUUUUUGAUGGUGUCAACUUUGGAGCAUCUGAUUUUGCAUAUUCAACUUUGGUCAGUUCUGAUUCCCCUAUGCUAAAACGCACUGCAGUACUUGAUGCUGAGGAUUCCCCUAUGCAGCUAUGCUAA
Prunus armeniaca (apricot) is the source of this 1251-nucleotide messenger RNA. The record is from the annotation of a GenBank genome assembly. NCBI's taxonomy places the organism in Eukaryota, Viridiplantae, Streptophyta, Magnoliopsida, Rosales, Rosaceae.